UCAGUUACCUACUUGUGCUCUGUUACAAUAAGGUGUUACUUCACGCUCUGCAAACUUGCUGGAAAGAUGUCACGGGUGAGAAUUCCAGAGAUGGAUGAGGCAAUGCGCUCCUUCGCAGAGAAGGUCUUUGCCUCUGAGGUGAAGGAUGAGGAGAUCAGGCAAGAGAUAUCUCCUUUUGAUGUGGAAGACAUCUGCCCCAUCUCACUCCAGGAAAUGAGAGAGCACAUGAUACUUCAGGAGAGCUCUGCCACAGCAGAAAAGCGGAAGAAGCGCCUGUUCCGCAUGAAGACAAUUGCCUUGGCAGUCCCUGUGGCUCAGAGGUCUAUAACCAGACUGUCCACUAUUGAUGAGGUCAUCUCUACCUCCCCGCUGUACCAGACUGUGCCUGACUUUCAGCGGGUACAGAUCACAGGGGACUAUGCCUCUGGGGUGACAGUGGAAGAUUUUGAAGUUGUCUGCAAAGGUCUGUACCGUGCCCUGUGCAUCCGGGAGAAACACAUGCAGCAAUCUGUGCAGAGGUUCCCCAGGACCCCAUCUCAGUACCUGCGUGCUAUUGAAGGCGAGGUCUGGAGGGCAAGUGACACUGGCCCAGUGUUCACCCCUCCAGUGAAGGAUGGACAGGAUCCCUUUGAAACCGGGAGUCUCGGUGAGGACCUGGGAUACCACGUCCAGAUGAAGGAUGGGGUAGUUUACGUCUAUGGAGACAAAGCAGCAGUUGAAAGAAAUGAGCCAAAGGACCUGCCCUACCCCAGCCUUGAGCACUUCGUUGAUGACAUGAACUUCCUCUUGGCCCUGAUCGCACAGGGGCCCGUUAAGACGUACGCUCAUCGGCGCCUGAAGUUCCUCUCAUCCAAGUUCCAAGUGCAUGAAAUGCUAAAUGAGAUGGAAGAGAUGAAAGAGCUGAAGAACAACCCCCACCGGGACUUCUACAACUGCCGAAAGGUGGACACACACAUUCAUGCUGCAGCCUGCAUGAACCAGAAGCAUCUUCUGCGGUUCAUCAAGAAAUCAUACUGUGUGGAUGCUGACCGUGUAGUUUAUGAUGCCAAGGGCAAACAGUUGACCCUGAAACAGCUUUUCCAGCAGCUCAAUCUGCACCCCUAUGACCUGACAGUGGAUUCCCUGGACGUCCAUGCUGGGCGGCAGACAUUUCAGCGCUUUGACAAGUUCAAUGACAAGUACAACCCUGUGGGUGCAAGUGAGCUGCGUGACCUCUAUCUGAAGACAGAGAACGCUAUCAAUGGCGAGUACUUUGCUACCAUCAUUAAGGAGGUUGGCUCUGAUCUGGAGGAUGCCAAGUACCAGCACGCGGAGCCUCGGCUCUCAAUCUAUGGGCGAUCAGCUGAGGAGUGGCCCAAGCUGGCCAACUGGUUCAACAAACAUCGGGUCUAUUCCCCCAACAUGAAGUGGAUGAUCCAAGUACCCAGGAUUUAUGAUGUGUUCAGGUCUAAGAAUUUCCUCCCACACUUUGAGAAGAUGCUGGAAAAUAUCUUUAUUCCUGUGUUUGAGGCAACUGUCAAUCCUCAAGCCCACAAAGAGCUGAGUGUCUUUCUACGUCAUAUCACUGGCUUCGACAGCGUGGAUGAUGAAUCCAAGCAUAGUGGACACAUGUUCUGCACAAAAAGCCCAAAGCCAAUGCAGUGGACUUCUGAGAAGAAUCCAUCCUACACCUACUAUCUAUACUAUAUGUAUGCCAACAUCCUGGUGCUUAACAACCUACGCAGGCAGCGUGGUAUGAACACGUUCCUCUUCCGUCCACACUGUGGGGAAGCCGGUGCCCUCACACAUCUGCUUACAGCCUUCAUGACAGCAGAUAAUAUCUCCCAUGGUCUCAACCUCAAGAAGAGCCCGGUGUUGCAGUAUCUGUACUUCCUUGCCCAAAUCCCCAUUGCUAUGUCCCCACUCAGCAACAACAGCCUCUUCCUGGAGUACGCGAAGAAUCCAUUGCUAGACUUCCACCAGAAGGGCCUCAUGGUGUCCCUUUCUACAGAUGACCCCAUGCAGUUUCAUUACACCAAGAGUUACGGAAGAGAGGAGUGGGUGCGUGGUGACCUUGCUGUGUGGGACAGAGAGUGGAGCAGAGGAAGGCAAAGCUGCUGCAGAAGCGGCGUGCUGUCCUUCGCGGGCUCUGGCAGCCGGAGGGGAGGUGCAGGAGUGUGGUCCAGGCGGCCACGCAGUCGCAGGCGGGCGAGUGAGGGAAAGGCUGAAGCAGGGUAUUUGCUAGAGCAAUGGAUGUGUCUUGACCGGGGCCAGGACCCCGGUGGCUCCCCAGGGGUGUGA
Messenger RNA from Charadrius vociferus (killdeer), 2280 nucleotides. RefSeq names its product adenosine monophosphate deaminase 1 (gene AMPD1). The coding region runs from base 67 to 2280 and encodes 737 amino acids. The transcript has 14 exons. Gene Ontology annotation, molecular function: AMP deaminase activity. Gene Ontology annotation, biological process: IMP salvage; AMP metabolic process. The record is from RefSeq and is a predicted model, not a curated record. NCBI's taxonomy places the organism in Eukaryota, Metazoa, Chordata, Aves, Charadriiformes, Charadriidae. Gene Ontology annotation, cellular component: cytosol.